GCUGCAGCGUUGGUGGAGGAGGAGACCAGAAGAUACAGACCCACCAAGAACUACCUGAGCUACUUACCCACCCCCGACUUCUCCACUUUUGAGACCGAAAUUAUGAGGAAUGAAUUUGAGCGUCUGGCGGCUCGGCAGCCCAUGGAUCUCCUGAGCAUGAAGAGAUACGAGCUGCCAGCGCCCUCAUCAGGACAGAAGAACGACAUUACAGCGUGGCAGGAGUGCGUGAACAACUCGAUGGCCCAGCUAGAGCACCAGGCAGUCCGCAUUGAGAACCUAGAGCUCAUGUCGCAGUACGGAACCAACGCAUGGAAAGUCUACAAUGAUAACUUGGCCUUCAUGAUUGAGAUGGCUCAAAAGGAACUUCAGAAAUUCAGGAAGCAAAUUCAAGAUAUAAACUGGCAGCGUAAGAAUGAUCAGUUGGCAGCCGGAGCCAAACUGCGAGAACUGGAGUCAAACUGGGUGUCUCUGGUCAGUAAGAACUACGAGAUCGAGCGGGCCAUCGUUCAGCUGGAGAACGAAAUAACUCAGCUCAGGCAACAGCAGGGGGACGAAAACAAGGAGAACAUCCGACAGGACUUCUAGAGCCGCAGCUUUCACACUCGUAGCACUGAUUUACAAACUAAUGAUCCCUCAAUCAGACAGAUUUCAUUUUGUCUGACUGGACUAAGGAGCAACCUGAGGGGGGACAAUUACCUGUGCGGAGGAGAUCAAUGUGAAACUGUAUCAUCAAAUAAGUUUGAUAUUCAGAAUAAAUUUUCAGGAAACCUCAGUGACAGCACCCAUUUUUACCAGACUUCACACCUAUUCUAAUGUAAAACCAGUGGUGGAAUAUGGUAAUAUAAUGCAGCUUCUGGACUGUAUAGAUAUUUAAAGCGAGACUAUGUACAGUUUGCAAUAAGAUGGAACACAUUCAUCUUCUUACAGAUAGAGUUGAAUUCAUAAGCAAUAAGACAUCUUUGCUUCAUUCAGUACACUCACAGGCUUUGCAGCUACAGCCUAACUUGGUCUGGUAUGACUAGCAGCUUAUGGUUGUUAAUGCUAGCAGACUUUAGACGGAUGUUUUUGUGUAUCUGACAUUACUGAGUGGGUUCGGCUUUAAGAUUGUUAUUGUGCUACUGUUAAACUAGCAUUAGCAUUUAAUAUUAUGCCAUUUCAAUUGAUAUUAUUCAGCAAAAGUGACAUAAUCUGGCUUUAAAAUGUGAUGUAUACCAGCAUAUAGGUUCCAGUCUUUGAGGCUACCUACCAACACAGUAGUGUGUUUAGUGUACAUAGUUUGUCAAGCCUGUCAAAGACAAAGUUAUCUCUGAGUCCCGCCUUGACUUCCAAUCCAUGUAAUUUUUUACCUUGUUUCAAUAAAAUUAACAUUUCUUAUA
Morone saxatilis (striped sea-bass) is the source of this 1376-nucleotide messenger RNA. It is a transcript of the gene bcas2, whose product is annotated as BCAS2 pre-mRNA processing factor. The record is from RefSeq and is a predicted model, not a curated record. Lineage: Eukaryota; Metazoa; Chordata; Actinopteri; Moronidae. Gene Ontology annotation, cellular component: precatalytic spliceosome; Prp19 complex; catalytic step 2 spliceosome. Gene Ontology annotation, biological process: mRNA processing.